CACGAGGUGGCAGUUGAACGCACAACGUGGAUCGCACGUUGGAACGAACGAACAAUUACCAAAACACAAAGCACACCAAAGGAUUGUAGCGCUCACCCACAGCUUUAGCACCCCCAAUACAUUUAUUGACUGUGAGUCGAAAUGGCCGAAGCCGAAUGGAAGCAACUCUUUCAAGAACCGCCGAAGGUGACCGCGGAAAGUCAACAAAUCAAGGAAAAGAUGGCCACUGCUUUAACAUUUGCUCGGAUUUGUUUCCGAUACGGUGCCAAUGGAAUGACGAAGGUUUUAGAUAGCAGCGUUGUUGAGUGGGAGCGAAUCGCACUUCCUGUCUCAAAGAUACUUCAAAAAGAGCGUAAUCAGGUUGAGAUCCUUGCUAAGGAUGCCGAGAUCCAGGCUGCCAUCGACUAUAUAUUAGAAAAUGGUUGGUUCAACACAUGUGAAGAUCUUGCCAUGGUCGCCAAAUACGAAUUGACAUCUGUCCAAAAAAUGGCCUUGACUCAGAUAAUUCUGAAGACUAAUAGUAAUGAGUUCAAGAGUCCUCCCAACAUAAGUGUGGAAAAAACAGAAGCUGGUGUGGCGCCUGCCCAGACUGGAAUUGAUGAGACAGCCAUUUUAGAACACUUUUAUGUGCUGUAA
Messenger RNA from Cloeon dipterum, 636 nucleotides. RefSeq lists its product as uncharacterized. Lineage: Eukaryota; Metazoa; Arthropoda; Insecta; Ephemeroptera; Baetidae. The record is from RefSeq and is a predicted model, not a curated record. Bases 142 to 636 code for a protein of 164 amino acids. The transcript has 4 exons.